This is a messenger RNA of Canis lupus familiaris (dog), 668 nucleotides long. Its product is annotated as protein FAM183A-like. NCBI's taxonomy places the organism in Eukaryota, Metazoa, Chordata, Mammalia, Carnivora, Canidae. The record is from RefSeq and is a predicted model, not a curated record. Gene Ontology annotation, cellular component: ciliary base.
AUGAUACAAGGAACCAGCAGCAGGAGCCGACCCAGGAACCAGGCCGAAUCUCGAGAAGCCGAGGGAAGGGGAGUCGCCGGGCUUAAUCGGGUCUGGAAGGAGGGAGUGAGGUGGGCGGCUCCGAGGGCUCCAAGGGAGGCUGCAAUCACCGACGCCGUUGCCUGGAGACGCCCCCGCCCGCGCCCCAGUGCAGGACGCAGGAGCCGCACCCGCCGAGCCCUGCCCUGGCGGGCCGCCCCGCAGGAGCCCCUGAUGCCCACCGAGGUCCACCAGAACCACAUCCUGCGGGACUUGUAUCUCAAGGAGCUUCGAACCCACAAACUCUCCACAGAGUAUCACGUGAAUCCCCUCCGCCAGGCUCACACAAUCACCAGAAAGCCCAUGUCUUGGCAUGAGAACCUGGAGGAACCUGCAGGCGCCAGGUUCCUGAAUCUUACCCACCGCGCUCAGGGGCCACGGAAGAAAUACCCAGACACGCAAACAGAAAACCAAGAAAUUGGAUGGGCCUCCGAGCCCUUGGCCAGCCGGGAACGUGAUGACCGCAGGCUGAACCAUGUCAGGGUGCACAGCGAUAUCCCGCUCUACAAGGCUAAAGUGUGCAGCUUGGGAGAAGAUGAUCGCCACACGUAGUAUUCGGCGCAUGUGUGCUGCGUGGAUAAAUAAAGAUG